AAUUUUGAAAAUAAUGUUGUAAUAGUUAUUGUGGUGUAUUGGCACCACUGCCUGCAGCAUGGCACACACCGCGAUUUGACCUGACGACGGUUGCCAUGUAAUAAAACUUCAAUCGCAGCAAUCGCUGGCCAGAAAUUGAAAAUGUAAAAGUUAGUUUAUAAGUGACAUAAGAAUAAAACAGAAGUAAAAUUGAAAAUCUCUUUGAUUAUUCAAGACGUCACAGUUUGGCGGCGAGGUAAAAACCAGAAGAUUCGAAGAUGAACGUGAAGCCCCCGGAGUUCAACGUCGGAGAUUCCUGGCCACUUUAUCAAGAACGCUUGGAACGGUUUUUCGUGGCCUGCGACCUUAACGACGAGGACGACGACGAGAGGAGAGCUGCGUUCCUGCUGACUUCCGUUUCCCUGGAGGUCUACCAGAUCAUCAAGAAUCUAUGUUUCCCGGACAAGCCGGAAUGCAAGAGUUUUUCCCAGCUCUGCGAAGUGAUGCGCCAGCGGUUUACCCCAACGGUGGUGGUUUUUCGAGAGCGUUCGAGAUUUUUCGAAGCACGUCAAGGCGACAACGAGUCGGUGGUGGAGUGGGCCACCCGACUGAAAAAGUUGGCUAUCGACUGUGAUUUCGGUGCCACUUUGAACGAGUUCAUCAAGAAUAUGUUCGUCGUGGGAUUGCGGCGUGGUCCCAUCUUCGAGCGAGUUUGCGAGGAAGACGCCACGGCGGCGUACGACGAUUUGGUGAAGAUUGCGAUGAAGAAGGAAUCGACUCUGCAGCGGCGGGAAGUAUACGAUGUGCACCGGAUCCAGCACGAGGUUGACAAGAACAAGACUAUUCCUACGAAGUGCUCUGCUUGCGGAAAAGGCAAUCACAAUUUUCGUAAGUGUCAGUACAGAAGCUAUAUUUGCAAGAUUUGCGAUGAGAAGGGGCAUUUAGCUAGGGUUUGCCCUAACGAAGAAAGCGAUUCGUCAUCGGAAAGGAGUUUCAGCGGCCCAGAAGUGAACAACCUACGUUUGAGCAAAAUGAAUGUCCUGCCACCCGUUCGGUUGGAGAUUGACGUCAAUGGUAAGAUGAUCGAUUUCGAGAUGGACACAGGAAGCCCAGUAAACGCGAUUUCGAAGAGGAUGUUCAAGAAAUUGUUCCCGUAUGCGAAGCUCAUCACAAACGUGCGAGAGGAGUUCGUUUGCUAUAACGGUAGCGGCUUCCGAGCGAUAGGUAAGUUCAACGCUCGGAUGCGGUUCAAGAAACACGAUUCCAAGGAGGAAAUUUUCGUAUUCGACGGCGACCGGCACCCAUUGCUGGGUCGACAGACUAUGUUCAGCUGGGGACUGAAAAUCGAUUUUGGUGCGUCGUCGGUUGCUGUAGGCCACAGUAAGCCGCUGAGAAAAAACAGCAAGCGUGAGGUUAUUUCUACGGCAGAGCCCCGAAGUUUGAAAAAGGCGUCCACGGGAAAUGAGAACUGGAGUAUACCGUUGUCAUCCGUUGAAAGGAGAGGCUCAUCAAAAAGGAAUUGUGAGGAGUGCCACAGAACGUUUAAACCAAAUCGCAGAAGGGGAAUGCUGUUGAAAUUCGACGUCCUGAAGACGGAUCGUAGCAGACGACAGCGUAGAGUGAAUUCGGAUGGAACUGGAGCGUUCGUAGUAGGUGAUACUGUCUAUGCAAGAGAUUACCGUGACCCGAAGAAGCCUGCUUGGGUUCGAGCAACUGUGGUGAGGAAGCUUGGAGCUGCUCUGUACGAAUGCGAUGCCGUGGGUUCAAAACGCAUCAAGCGACGAAGUCAUCAACUGUUGGAGUAUCCCUACGACAAUUUCGAAGACGAGCACAAUCUAGGGAAUGAUUCAAGCGACAACGAGUCGGUGGUGGAGUGGGCCACCCGACUGAAAAAGUUGGCUAUCGACUGUGAUUUCGGUGCCACUUUGAACGAGUUCAUCAAGAAUAUGUUCGUCGUGGGAUUGCGGCGUGGUCCCAUCUUCGAGCGAGUUUGCGAGGAAGACGCCACGGCGGCGUACGACGAUUUGGUGAAGAUUGCGAUGAAGAAGGAAUCGACUCUGCAGCGGCGGGAAGUAUACGAUGUGCACCGGAUCCAGCACGAGGUUGACAAGAACAAGACUAUUCCUACGAAGUGCUCUGCUUGCGGAAAAGGCAAUCACAAUUUUCGUAAGUGUCAGUACAGAAGCUAUAUUUGCAAGAUUUGCGAUGAGAAGGGGCAUUUAGCUAGGGUUUGCCCUAACGAAGAAAGCGAUUCGUCAUCGGAAAGGAGUUUCAGCGGCCCAGAAGUGAACAACCUACGUUUGAGCAAAAUGAAUGUCCUGCCACCCGUUCGGUUGGAGAUUGACGUCAAUGGUAAGAUGAUCGAUUUCGAGAUGGACACAGGAAGCCCAGUAAACGCGAUUUCGAAGAGGAUGUUCAAGAAAUUGUUCCCGUAUGCGAAGCUCAUCACAAACGUGCGAGAGGAGUUCGUUUGCUAUAACGGUAGCGGCUUCCGAGCGAUAGGUAAGUUCAACGCUCGGAUGCGGUUCAAGAAACACGAUUCCAAGGAGGAAAUUUUCGUAUUCGACGGCGACCGGCACCCAUUGCUGGGUCGACAGACUAUGUUCAGCUGGGGACUGAAAAUCGAUUUUGGUGCGUCGUCGGUUGCUGUAGGCCACAGUAAGCCGCUGAGAAAAAACAGCAAGCGUGAGGUUAUUUCUACGGCAGAGCCCCGAAGUUUGAAAAAGGCGUCCACGGGAAAUGAGAACUGGAGUAUACCGUUGUCAUCCGUUGAAAGGAGAGGCUCAUCAAAAAGGAAUUGUGAGGAGUGCCACAGAACGUUUAAACCAAAUCGCAGAAGGGGAAUGCUGUUGAAAUUCGACGUCCUGAAGACGGAUCGUAGCAGACGACAGCGUAGAGUGAAUUCGGAUGGAACUGGAGCGUUCGUAGUAGGUGAUACUGUCUAUGCAAGAGAUUACCGUGACCCGAAGAAGCCUGCUUGGGUUCGAGCAACUGUGGUGAGGAAGCUUGGAGCUGCUCUGUACGAAUGCGAUGCCGUGGGUUCAAAACGCAUCAAGCGACGAAGUCAUCAACUGUUGGAGUAUCCCUACGACAAUUUCGAAGACGAGCACAAUCUAGGGAAUGAUUCAAGUGACAACAAGUUCUACGGGGAGGAUUUCGUCGACGAAGUUGAAGGAUUUGAGCUGCGUCAAUUUGAUCAUCAUCGAUCGGAUUAGACCAACGUGAGCAGAUUGAAUCGAGAAGUGCGCCCACCGCGCUAUCUUGAGGGGGAGUAGUUGUGGUGUAUUGGCACCACUGCCUGCAGCAUGGCACACACCGCGAUUUGACCUGACGACGGUUGCCAUGUAAUAAAACUUCAAUCGCAGCAAUCGCUGGCCAGAAAUUGAAAAUGUAAAAGUUAGUUUAUAAGUGACAUAAGAAUAAAACAGAAGUAAAAUUGAAAAUCUCUUUGAUUAUUCAAGACGUCACAGUU
Molecule: messenger RNA, 3451 nt
Organism: Aedes albopictus (Asian tiger mosquito)
Lineage: Eukaryota; Metazoa; Arthropoda; Insecta; Diptera; Culicidae
Exons: 2
Coding region: 258-3194 (978 amino acids)
Biological process (GO): TRAMP-dependent tRNA surveillance pathway; nuclear polyadenylation-dependent CUT catabolic process; nuclear polyadenylation-dependent snRNA catabolic process
Cellular component (GO): TRAMP complex
Molecular function (GO): zinc ion binding; RNA binding
Source: RefSeq, a predicted model, not a curated record